Phragmites australis (common reed) is the source of this 1749-nucleotide messenger RNA. Its product is annotated as DNA-repair protein XRCC1-like. The transcript has 7 exons. NCBI's taxonomy places the organism in Eukaryota, Viridiplantae, Streptophyta, Magnoliopsida, Poales, Poaceae. Gene Ontology annotation, biological process: double-strand break repair via nonhomologous end joining; base-excision repair; single strand break repair. The coding region runs from base 598 to 1587 and encodes 329 amino acids. Gene Ontology annotation, molecular function: damaged DNA binding. The record is from RefSeq and is a predicted model, not a curated record.
CUAUUUCGUGCUUCGGGCCAAAAUCAGGCUCGGCUCAGCCCUAAACCUCCAAGCAUUGCUCACGCCAAUCCAUCUUCUUGUUCUUCUUCGUCGCCGGCGGCCCAGCGCGCGCGCUCACGCCGUCGAACCCGCUUCCAGCCUCAUUCCACCGAAGCACGGCAUCCUCCCUCUCGUCGUCGUCGCGGUCUUUCCCCUUCCCGACUAGUGGUACUUGAUUGACGUGGAGUGGCGAUACAUCCGGACCUGGGAUUGAUUCCUUUUGUUGGUAAGUAACCCUAAUCUGCUCGAUGAUAAGGAAAUCAUGGAUUUUUUUUACAAGAGACACGGGUUGCUCUGGGAGAUGUUUUAUCUUCUGUGAACAUUUUUUCGAGGAACCUGCUGUGAACAUCGAAUCCAAAUGCCCCUUUCUUUCCGUCAGUUAGAAGCGGAUUUCGUUGCUGCAUUGGUGGAGCACUGAUCUAAUCCAUCCAUUUGCUCCAUUUUCUCUUCUUCUUCUUCUUCGCGCGCAUAGGAUUUUGAUUGGACCCGAGGUCCGGGCGCAGUCCAUUUUCCAAGAAAAUAUCGGACCCUGCAUCCAAGAGAAGCCUCCCUUCUCGGAUGGGUUCUUCUAAAGAUGGAGAGGACGAGUCAGGCAAGAAGAAACAUGCGGGCACUUCCCGGAAUGCUCAGAAAGAGCCGGAUUUCUCCAAACUUUUGGACAGAGUUGUCUUUGUGCUUUCAGGGUUUGUGAACCCUGAGAGGAGCACGCUGCGCUCCCAAGCGUUGGAUAUGGGUGCGGAGUAUCGGCCAGAUUGGACAUCAGAUUGCACCCUUCUUGUUUGUGCAUUUGCCAACACCCCCAAGUUUCGGCAAGUCCAGUCAGAUAAUGGAACCAUUAUCUCGAAGGACUGGAUCUCUGAAUCUCACAGACAAAGAAAACUUGUGGACAUUGAGCCUUACCUUAUGCAUGCUGGAAAACCAUGGCGAAAAAAUAAAGAGCUAGUCGAAUCCGAUCAAGAUCAGAAGAAGGAGCGCAAAGAGCAUCAAAAGCAAGUUGAGAGAUCUCAUAUCAGCUCAUCCUCCUCUGCUGCUGUAGAGGUGGGACAUUUAGAGACUACAAACAAACAAUUUUCUCCAUCAAAAAUAAAACAAUGGGCAAUGGAUGAUUUGACACAGACUGUAUCAUGGUUGGAGAGCCAAGAAGAGAAGCCAGAGCCAAGUGAAAUGAAGUCCAUAGCUGCUGAAGGGAUUGUCACUUGUCUGCAAGACGCCAUAGAAUCUCUCAACCAAGGCAAUGAUAUCACUGGAGUGGCUGAGCAGUGGAGCUUUGUCCCCCAUGUUGUCAACGAACUGUUGAAACUGGAUGUAAGAAAGGAGGCAUGGUUACCUAAAGAACAACUCUCCCAAUUAGCAAUCAAAUGCAAGAAAAUUUACCAAACUGAGUUUGCUCGCAUGGUUAGUGGUGAUAAGGGGAAGAGACAGCAAGAUACUGAGCAUCACAGCAAGACUAGAUCAGAUGAUGGUCAGUAUGACAGUGAUGCUACGAUCGAGAUGACAGAAGAAGAGAUUGAACUUGCCUGCAGACAACUCCCAGGGAUAUGCGGCUGAAACUAGUUUGGUAAGUGUUCCAAAGAUGGAUAUGCGGGUGAAACUGUCUUAGGUCAUGGCAAGUGUUCCAAUACUGAAGAUGUCCAUCUCCUAUGCCUUGUAUGGAUAGCUGCCAGAUGUAAACUGAGCACAGUAUGGUCAAUGGAGAUCAAAAUUUCAUAA